Messenger RNA from Diaporthe amygdali, 1725 nucleotides. Its product is annotated as cytochrome p450. Gene Ontology annotation, molecular function: heme binding; iron ion binding; monooxygenase activity. NCBI's taxonomy places the organism in Eukaryota, Fungi, Ascomycota, Sordariomycetes, Diaporthales, Diaporthaceae. Bases 1 to 1725 code for a protein of 574 amino acids. The record is from RefSeq and is a predicted model, not a curated record. The transcript is spliced from 2 exons.
AUGACAUUGAUACAGUACGGCCUUGUAGCCAUUGCGCUCAUCGUCCUCACCAAUCUCCUGAAGCAAGCAAUAUCCUCCUCCCCAACUGCCCCUUUCCCAAAGGGUCCGAAGCCCCUCCCAUACCUGGGUAAUCUCCACCAGAUACCACUAACCAAAGCCUUCCUCGCUUUCGCGUCGUGGUCCCGCUCCCCCUCGACCUCCACUUCAGAUGGCAUCGUCGGCUUACAACUCGGUCCCAAGGCCCGCGUCGUCAUCCUGAGCAAGUGGACGCACGUGCGCGACCUCUUUGACUCGCGCGGCAAAGGGGCCAUUUAUGCCGACAGACCCUUUUUUGGGAUUGCUGAUUAUGUCAUUCCUAAACCGCCAGGUACAGACCUCCACCUCGUCUUUGCGCGGUAUGGUGCGAAGUGGAGGCGGGCGCGGCGGACGGUUGUGGAGUUUCUGAGCGAGAAGGAGACCGACCAUGUGCUGAGCAUCCAGGAUGCCGAGAGCACCCAAAUGAUGUGGGAGUUCCUGGGCCUAGGCGAUAAUGCCGAGGGAGACGGAUUGAUCGCGUACCAUCGUUACGUGCUGCGGUAUUUUGGCUCUGUGAUACUCGCCAGCGUCUUCGGCCUCAGGAGUAAAGACUCGGACGAGAAGAGCAGAGUGGGGAGAUUCUUUGCUAUCCAGGAUGAGUGGGCUGGAAUACUCGACCAGGGACAGGCGCCACCGAUAGAUAUCUUUCCGUGGCUGAACUACGUGCCUGAUUUCCUCACGCCGUGGAAGGGCUGGAGGGAGCGAGCAAACUUAGUGAAGACGAACCAGAGCAAACUGUACCAUGAGUUGUUCGCGGAAAUGGAGGCAAGAGUGAAAGCUGGCAAGACGCAAGACUGCUUCUUGGGCAAGCUUCUCAUUAGCCAGGACGCUGCUGUCAAGGCCGGUCGGGACAAGGACAUUUUUACACAGCUGGAGUUGGACUAUAUCGGCGGCUUCCUUAUGGAGGGCGGUGCCGACACCACCGCUAUGGCUUUUGAGACGUUCAUACUGGCUAUGGCAGCGUAUCCCGAGCUACAAAAGCAGGCGCAAGAAGAAGUUGACCAGUUUUUCGGCCAGGAUAAGAUGCCGCACACGGCUGACGGGAAGAAUUUGCCCUUCCUGAAGGCUUGCUUUUUUGAGGCCUUGCGCUGGCGACCGUCUUUCCCAAACGGUGUUCCCCAUGCCAAUACGGCCGAUGAUGAAUAUCAAGGGUUUUCAAUCCCGAAGGGGACGACCGUGAUUGCGAACACGUGGGCCAUUUCUCACGACCCCGAUGAGUUCGAUGAACCUGACUCGUACAUGCCAUCCCGAUACCUCGCCAACCGCUUUGGAUGUAAGACCAAAGAAAACGACGCCGGAACCACAGAGGCCAGCCAAUUACUCGACUCGGCCUCUGUCGAUGCCGCUGAAAUCUCCAGCUCCGGGCGAAGGCAGACCUACAGUUUUGGUGCGGGAAGACGUGUAUGUGCGGGCCAGCGAAUGGCCGAGAACAGCAGCAUGAUGAACAUGGCGAAGCUCAUGUGGUCAUUCGAUGUGGUCUACGGAGGCGUUGGAAAGCCUGACGUCGACGUUCAAAGAGCAUGGAGGGACUCGCUCCUCACCGGACCAAAGUUGUUCCCGGUGAAAUUCAUCCCUCGGAGUGAGAGCAAGAGAAAUAUCAUUAGGCAAGAGUGGGAGAAGGCCGAUCAGUUCCUUAGCCAAUUUGAGUAA